Molecule: messenger RNA, 6246 nt
Organism: Scatophagus argus
Lineage: Eukaryota; Metazoa; Chordata; Actinopteri; Scatophagidae
Gene: clip1b
Product: CAP-GLY domain containing linker protein 1b
Exons: 23
Coding region: 560-3325 (921 amino acids)
Biological process (GO): cytoplasmic microtubule organization; positive regulation of microtubule polymerization
Cellular component (GO): microtubule plus-end; nucleus; cytoplasm
Molecular function (GO): microtubule plus-end binding
Source: RefSeq, a predicted model, not a curated record
UGAGCCGGGCUUUAGUUCCCUUCUGGUAGCCUCAGUUUGUGUUUUCUCGCUAACCUGAAGCUAGCUAGCUUCGGCACUUGGAGCGCAUUCCAGCAGGGACCGCCGCUCAACCCACCGGGACACAAAACAUGACUUUAAGGAAUAAGUUUAAGCGCUGACCAGUAACGUGUUUGAUCUGCCUAACUCGACAUUGUGUGUUUAAACGUGUGGCAUGCUGAGAAAAAAACUGUUUUGUCGGUUCACACCCAAGUUCGUAGCUCCGGUGAGACGCAGCAAGUAGAAGAAGGAGCCCAGCCCAGACACGAACAACACCGACAUCAUCUGUUUGUCACGCAGCGCCGCAGCUGCCAUUUCUACUCAUUUAAGGUGGAUAUGAUUAUAUUUCGACUGACCGUUGAAGGCUCACGACACACCCGUGGGUGUCAGAGAAGCCACCAGAGACGGUGGAGCCACGAGAUGUGAUUUGACAGCUCCAGCUCCCUUCCAUCACAUUGGCACUUUGGGGUGGGGUGGGGAAGGCCUAGUCUCCCACCUUGAUCAGGCCGAGUCCCCCCUACCCAUGGACAAACAAGGAGCCAUGAGCACCUCAGGCAAGGCGAGCGGGCUCAAACCCCCCAGCAAAAUAGUCCGUCCAUCCGGGGUGCCGACAAAGACGUCUCCAUCGUGUGGUGCUCCAAAGCCACUCCCUCCUGAGAAGUCCCCCGGCAGCGUGACCUCCCCAACCCAGGAGGGUGUUGCUGACUUUCAGAUCGGGGACAGGGUCUGGGUCAAUGGCAACAAGCCUGGCUAUGUGCAGUUCAUCGGGGGCACGCAGUUCGCUCCGGGCCAGUGGGCGGGCAUCGUGCUGGAUGAGCCUAUCGGGAAGAACGACGGGUCUGUGGCGGGGGUCCGGUACUUCCAGUGUGAGGACGGGAGGGGGAUUUUCACUCGGCCUUCAAAGCUCUCCAAGACUGCGCUGCCGGAGAAGGAGGCGAACGGGGGGCAGGCCAGUCCGGCACCAGGAGCCUCUGCGACGAGCGAGUCUGUGCCUGCUGGCACCACCUCAACUGCUCAGCUCAGCGCCAUAAAGACGAGCUCUGUACUCAACCGAAUGCUGACGUCCAGCGAGUCGGUGUCGAACCUCUCAGACACGGACUCACAGAAGAAGAUGAAGAGGGAGCUGAGGCUUGGAGAUCGAGUGCUGGUUGGUGGUACGAAGGCAGGAGUGGUUCGGUUUCUGGGAGAGACAGACUUUGCCAAGGGGGAGUGGUGUGGAGUGGAACUAGACGAACCUCUUGGAAAGAAUGACGGGGCUGUGGCAGGGACCAGGUACUUUCAGUGCAUGCCCAGGUAUGGCCUGUUUGCUCCGGUCCACAAGGUGACACGUAUCGGCUUCCCCUGCACCACGCCUACCAAGGCCAAGAGCUCACGGCGGAGGUCCACCCUGAAGAGGAGCCCGAGCGCUUCGUCCAUAAGUUCGCUCAGUUCUGCUGCCUCCUCAAUCAGCGGCAAACCCAGCCGAGCAGGACUGCUGACGGAGACUUCUGCUCGGUACGCUCGUAAGAUUUCUGGCACCACCGCACUGCAGGAGGCCCUGAAGGAGAAGCAGCAGCACAUCGAACAGCUGCUGGCGGAGAGAGACCUGGAGAGGUGUGAGGUGGCGAAGGCAACCAGCCAUGCAGGAGAGGUGCAGCAGGAGCUGACUCUGCUGAGGAAAGGACGGGAUCAGUACACUAUGGAGAUGGAGGCAAAGCUGGAUCAGCUGCGAUCGCUGGUGGAGGCGGCCGAUCGGGACAAGGUGGAGCUGCUCAACCAGCUGGAGGAGGAGAAGAGAAAAGUGGAAGACCUGCAGUUUCGUGUGGAAGAGGCCUGCAUCACCAAAGGAGACCUGGAGACGCAGACCAGGCUGGAGCAUGCCCACAUUAAGGAGCUUGAGCAGAGCCUGCUCUUUGAAAAGACCAAAGCUGAAAAACUCCAGAGGGAUUUAGAGGACACCAGGGUGGCCACGGUGUCGGAGCGCUCCAGGAUCAUGGAGCUGGAGAGGGAGGUGGCAGACCUCCAGCUGAGGCUGCGGGCGUCCCAGCAGAAGGAGGAUGCUGUGUCCCUGUCCCAGCAACAGAUCAGCAGCCUCAAGGCCCAGGCACAGUCUCAGGAGAAAAAGAUCAGCGAGCUGAGUGUCGACGUGGAGAGCAAACAGAAGGAGCUUCAGUCUGUGCGGCAGGAGAAAAGCUGUCUGGAGGAGCAGCUGACCAGCCUGAGACGAAAGCUGGAGACAGCUGAGGAGGAGAGCAGGAGGACAGCAAAGACCGUGCAGGAACUGGAGCAGAGCGUGGAGCAGUCGAAGAAAGACUACCAGGCCCUGAAGGAGGAGAGUCAGCGCAGAGAGAAGGAGCUCACACAGGCUGUGGAAAAGUCAGAGAGGAUGGCGCUGUCACUUGAGCAGCUGACCAAUGAGAAGAAGACCCUGGAGAUGCAGCUCGAGGCUUUGAAGGAGCAGAACUCCAAAUACCAGGAAGAGCUCAGCCUGUCGAAGGAGCGAAGCGGCUCAGAAAACCAGCGCAUCGGAGUCCUCUGCAAGGAAAUCGAGGAGCUGAAGCUGGCCUCCCAGAAGUCUCAGCACCUUGACCAGCACAAUGAGGAGUGGAGCAGCCAACAGGCGGACAUGAAGACCAGAGAAACCGUCUCGAAUCAGCAAACACAGGAGGAAACAAACUUCCAGAAAUCCACCGCAGCCUUAGUCUCCGACAAAGACCGGGAACUGGAGACUCUGAGGAAUGAGAUCGCGGUUCUGCGAGGAGAAAACGCCGUGGCCAAGACGCUGCAGUCGGCCGUGGAGACGCUGGAGAGAGACAAAGCUCAGCUGCAGAGCCGUGUUCACAGCCUGGAGCAAAGGCUCAUGGGAGGGCAGGGCUCAGAGGGCGCGGACGCCGAAGCUCCACCCUCAGGCGAUUCAGCUCUGGACCAGCUGAGGGAAGAGAAGGAGUUCGCUGAGGGACAGAUCAACUUCCUGAACAGCGUGAUUGUGGACCUUCAGCGGAAGAACGAGGAGCUGAAGAUCAAACUGAAGAAGCUCGCGCUGGCUGAGUUCAACGGCAACGACGAGACCGACGGGUUCGUCGAAGGUGUUUCCAAGCGGGAAAAGAAGGCGACUCCGCGUCUGUUCUGCGACAUCUGCGACUGCUUUGACCUCCACGACACAGAGGACUGUCCCACUCAGGCCCAGAGCCCCGACUCUGUACCUCACACCACCUAUCACGGCAACCCGGCCGACGAGAGGCCCUACUGCGACAUCUGCGAGGCCUUCGGACACGCCACCGAGUCCUGCAACGACGACCAGACCUUCUAGAGGCUCGCAGCCUUUAACUGUCCCGCUACAUUUCCCACAAUCCAACAUGCCUGACUAAAUUCCCUUCAGAGUUUUCCAUAUUGUAUUUUUAUACUGUAUUUAUGCAUAUCACUGGUAGCCACCGUCCCCAUCUAAACCCUUUUCUCUAAAGAUAAACUCCUCAGACUGUAAUGCCGAACGCUCGUCCAAAUAUGCUGCUUUGGUGCAAUAUUGAUGUUUAGAACAAAAGGAGUUCGUCCUCUGCGCUCGUUGUUUUUAACGUGUUCUUUUGCAUUUGUUUCUAAAACAAGUGACGUUUCACGAUGUUUUCUUGGGGGGCUUUCGUGGGUUUUUUUAGCCAAAAAUGAUGCAACGUGAUUAAGCACAAACGAAACCGAAGGGAAAAUGAAGCACCUCGAAGACAUUCCUGCCAUCUUUAUCACAUUCCUGUCAGUCUGCACAGCUACGAACCGAUCAGAAACCGUCGAUUACUUCUUCACGUGUAACAGUAUUUUACAAAGCGAGAGUUGGGGCCGCCGUCAGGAACAAAAGGUGAUGUUUUGAGGAAAAAUAGUAUUAUUGAUCCAGAUUUAAAUCAAAUAGUGAAACAACGUAAACAGCAUUCGGUCAAAGCUUCAAACCAACUUCAUCAUCUCUAAGCAGAAUUCAAAAUUCACUAACAAAAUCGUUUACUGUAAAAGUACUGUAGAAAUCAAAGUAAAUACUAACUAAAUACUCGCUCUUGCCUUCUUUUCCUUGUUUACUGUGUUGAAGUAGUAAAACCUCGUAAUAUUACAACUUUAUUUUGGAAAUAUUCUGAGUUUAUUCUUUAGACCUGUUAUGUUGUAACGACUUUAUUCUCUAAACAUUUUGACUUUGGAAGUUUAUUUUUUGGAAAUAUUACGACUUGAUUAAUAACUGAAGAAUUAUUUAUUGAUGAAUUUUUCGUGGCUGUAAUCAGCCUAAAUGUUAACUGAAGGAAAACCAGUAACACUUUGUCACAUCAGUGAAAUUGUUCCUUACGAUGUUAUCAACUUUUUUCCAGAGCUUUAAACUUCAUCUCGCCGUCGUCAUCAGUGGGUGGAGUUUAUUCCCGAGUUCAAGAGUUAAAGAGUCAACUCCAUCUGCUGAUGAAGACCAUGAGAUGCAAACGAAGACUGCAGAAACAGUAAGCGGACCUUGACUUAAAGGACCAGUCCACAGAUUUUUCACAUAAAGGUCGGUUUACUUGUUUGCUUGCUUUAUUUGUGAUACUUUUGUGUUGGUCAAAACGGUCUCGUUAUGGAGCUUUCACCAUCCUCACAGUACCUUCAUCAGCACAUAUUUUCCCAGUUUGUGGUGGAAUUUUAGAUGUUGAGCUUCAUUUUUCUCUGGGCACUUUAAGGACUUUUGCUCCAAAUUUGAGAUUCAGAGGUCGUGUGCGUGUGCAUGACGGUGUGGCAACUCCACAGCAGCAACUCGUGAUGAGAUUGUUGUGCCAAUCUUACAAACACUAACAUUUUUGUCUUGUUACGCCCCCACUGAUCUGCACGCAGGUUAAUAUCAAAUAAUGCCACUAAACGUCAGUGUUUUUGUUAUUUAUUGUCUGAUCUUUGACUAACCAGUGAGGUUCCCACAGGGAGAUAAGCUAGCACUGAUUAAAGGUGUAUAGUCUGUACCAGGACUACUGUAGUAUAGGUGGGCUGCCUCGUGUUACUCAUAUGAAACUAUAGGAGCCUCUGCAAGUUUUGCACUGUCCACUUUAAAGAUUCAGCAGACACAUACAGCGCUUUAAUUUUAUGACUCUAGACAAAAAGUGAUGUUGUGAUUUCAUCCUAAAGGUCAGCACAGAUUAUUAAUGUUUAAUUAACUAUUUAAUACGGCCCUCUUUAAAGCAAAUGUUUCACGUUUUGGCAGAUACGCUCAUUUGCUUUCUGUCAGAAGAAAAGUUCAAACAUGCUCGUGUAUGCAUGCUAAAUAUAAAGCUAUAGCAGCUUAGCUUAGCUUAGCUUAGCGCAAAGUUUGUAAACACGGUGGAGGAGCUAGCCUAAUCCACAGUGUUUUGUACAGAUUAAAGAUGAUGUUAGUGAGAUUCAGAGGCACCAAUAGGUGGACUCGGACAGAGAAAGGCUACCUGUUUCCAGUCAAGCUAAGCUAACCUGCUGUAGCCUUAUACUGUAUUUAAAGGGAAAGUUCACCAAACAGUUCAUCUGUGGGUGUGGAGUCUCCAUAUCCUACUAGCUAGCGGCUCAAAGGUACAGUAGCUGCUGCUAGCAAAACACACCUGAAUCUUCAACCAAACUGUUGGCGGUCGAAUUGCGUUGUGGGUAAUGUAGGCACCAGGUUUUGACAAGGGAAUGUGGGGAAUAAAUGAAAGACGAAGUUUCUGUUUCCAUAAUGUUUUGCGAGAGCGACGCUAAAUCUGUGGAGGAUGAACGCAUUUCUCAAAAUGUCAAACUGGUCCUUUAAAUUAACCCUGUAUGCUGACGUGUAUUUGACUUACUUGUUCUUAAGCACAAUUUUGGAUCAUAUUGAAUCUUGCAGGGUGACAGUGUACAGCACAUGAUGUGACUAACCAUCGACGAGAGUCUUUGUAAAUACUAAUCAGAGGCUUCCUUCUGAUGAACGUGUACACGGUGCCACGAUCAAAAGGUUUUAAGCUUUUAUGUGUACUACAUUUUAUUUUUCUGCCCUGUUGAUAAGAUUGACAUUGUAUAAGGAGGUUUUCACUCCAGGAGGGGAAAAAGAAGCCCGUUUGUAUAGACUUUAAAACAUUGUGUACUUUGUAAGUGGUGCGUCUAAUUAUUAGUGUAAUGUUUUAUAUGUAACAGUUCCAGGCACCAUCUGGAAGUGGUUUCGAAGCAUUCAGAGCAUUUUACAGGUGUUGCCGUGGUGUAAAAUGUCACAGUUUUCUAUGUACUGUAUACUCCUGAACGGUCCAAUAGAAAUACCAAGCAAAGAAA